Molecule: messenger RNA, 264 nt
Organism: Fonsecaea erecta
Lineage: Eukaryota; Fungi; Ascomycota; Eurotiomycetes; Chaetothyriales; Herpotrichiellaceae
Exons: 3
Coding region: 1-264 (87 amino acids)
Source: RefSeq, a predicted model, not a curated record
AUGAUAACUUCUGAAAUAGAGGGCGGAUGUGUGGAUGUGAUCCUUCGGGCCACGAGACCGGACCCGAAGGAUGCGAUUCCCACGCCCUUGUACGAGUGCUACAGUGCUCGCGACAACAACGACAACAACGACAACAACGACAACAACGACAACAACGACAACAACGACAACAACGACAACAACGACAACAACGACAACAACGACAACAACGACAACAACGACAACAACGACAACAACAACAACAACGACGACAACGACAGAUAA